GCCGAGCCGCAGCAGCCGGAGGCCGGGGCCGGGGAGGAGCAGAGCCGCUGCCCCGCAGGCUGGGGCGGAGCCCUGCAGCAGCCACCGCCAGAUGGAGCCGGCUCACCGUGGGAACAAGGACCAGGGACAGGCCUCAGCCAUGGGGGCCCCGUCUCUAUCUCCACGGGGCUCCAUUACCACCACCUCCCCGGGACCGUUUCCUCCCCUUGUGGCCCCGUUUGGUGCAGAGGGCUCAGUUCGGUUCCAGCUGGAGGGCUCCAGUGGGCCAAUCUCAGCAGCAUAUCCUGGGGGGAACCUCCCCCUGGGGCACAGGGGCUCCAGGCCCGACACCCUCUUUGACCCUUUCCAUCCUGUCUCCCCUCGCUUGCAGCCUGAGGGCUCCCAGCACCUGGGGCCUGGGGAGAGGUCCCCUGGCAGGCACAGCCAGCCCGAGGUGCUGGAGAGCAGCAGAGCCCAGCCCGAUGGCUCAGGCGGGGCCCAGCUGUUCAACCUGCUGUCCCCGGUGGAGUUCCGCCCGCUGUCCCCGGGCGCCGGCAGCCCCUCCUCCCACCCCAGCCCGGCGCCCGCUGGGAAGCUCAGCCAGUCGCCCAGCCGAUCCUCGCUCCCUGAACUCUGCCACCUGGAUCAAGGGCCCUCCAGGAAGAUGCUCCCUGUGGAGCGGAAAGAGGCACUCCCCAAGGCAGAGUCCAGUGACUACAUCUCUGGGGGGAGAAGUGGCUCAUCCUCCAGACCUGUGAGCCUCCCCAAAGUCAUCUCCAGCGAGUUCCUCUCGGGGGGAAGGAUCGGCCCCUCCAAGUGCAUGACCCUGGCCAAGGCUGAGUCCGAGGAGUUCCCCUCAUACGGGAGGAGCAGCCCUUCCCUCGCCCUGCCUGGUUGCAUGGACCCCCCCGAGACUUCCCUGAGCUGGCUGGGCAAGGCCAAGGAGAAUGGCGCAUUCCGGAUCACCGUGGUCACGUGGAACGUUGGCACAGCCAUGCCCCCGAGCGACGUGACGUCCCUGCUGCACCUCAACACAGGCGACACAAACGACACCGACAUGAUCGCCAUUGGGCUGCAGGAGGUGAACUCCAUGAUCAACAAGCGCCUGAAGGACGCCCUCUUCACGGACCAGUGGAGUGAGCUCUUCAUGGACGUGCUGAGUCCCUUCAACUUUGUAUUGGUGAGCACGGUGCGGAUGCAGGGUGUGAUCCUGUUGGUGUUUGCCAAGUACUAUCACCUCCCCUUCCUGCAGGACAUCCAGACGGACUGCACCAGGACUGGGCUGGGCGGCUACUGGGGCAACAAGGGUGGGGUCAGCGUGCGGCUCUCCAUCUUCGGCCACAUGGUCUGUUUCCUGAACUGCCACCUGCCAGCUCACCUGGAGAAGGCCGAGCAGCGCAAGGAGGAUUUCACCACCAUCCUUAACAUGCAGCAGUUCGAGGGGCAUGCAGCCAGCGGUAUCCUGGACCAUGACAUCGUCUUCUGGUUUGGGGACCUCAACUUCCGCAUCGAGAGCCUGGACAUCCGCUUUGUGAAAUACGCCAUUGACAACAGCAUCCUGAGCCAGCUGUGGGAGAAGGACCAGCUGAACAUCGCCAAGGGCACCUGGCCCAUCCUGAGCGGCUUCCAGGAGGGGCCCCUCAACUUCCCGCCCACUUUCAAGUUCGAUGUGGGGACCAACCAGUAUGACACCAGUGCUAAGAAGCGGAAACCAGCCUGGACCGACCGCAUCCUCUGGAAGAUCAAGUCCUGCGGUGCCCCACACAACCCCGGCGGCCGGAGGCCCAGCAGAACCAGCCUGGCUGUGACCCAGCUCUGCUACUGCAGCCACAUGGAGUACGUGGUGAGUGACCACAAGCCUGUGGCCGCCAUCUUCGCCGUGCAGUUUUCCUCCAAGACCGACAAGCCCUUGGUUGAGAUUCAAGUGUCCGACGAGUGGUCCAGACCUGAACAAGCCAUUGUCCGAUACAAGAUGGCCACCAUCUUCCACAGGAGCUCCUGGGACUGGAUAGGUCUCUACCGGGUGGGCUUCAGGCACCACAAGGACUACGUGGCGUAUGUGUGGGCCAAACACGAGGACCCAGAGGGCAGCGUGUACCAGGUGGUGUUUUCGGAGGAGGCGCUACCCAAAGGGAAGGGUGAAUACAUUCUCGGUUACUACGGCAACAACUAUAGCAGCAUCACUGGGGUGACAGAACCCUUCCAGAUCUCACUGCCCACAUCGGAGGAGGGCAGCAGCCAGACGGACAGCUCGAGUGCCAGCUCCGAGGAGGAGGACAACAGCACCCUGGUCCUGCUGGCACCCAAGUCCCGCAGCCCCAGUCCCGGCCAGAUGAAGAGCCACCGGAGCCGCAGCCCCACCCUCCCCAAGUUCCAGGGGCUCAUCCUGAGGCCGACGAGCCGCGAGCGGGGGGCCAGCCGCAGCCCGUCCCCGCAGAGCCGGCGGCCUGUGAAGGGUGACAUCCCCAGCAUCCAACUGCCAAAGGAGGAGCCGCCGUGGCACAAUGCCAAGAGCAAGGAGCCAGUGCGGGCUGCCGAGAGCCAGGAGAGCAGCCAUGCCCCCGGCUACAGGACUGCAGGGGAGCCCUGCAGCACCUGGUGCCUCUCUGACGACAACCCCCUGGCCAGGGCCAACCCCAGGAACCUCGGCCUGCUGCCCGCGCUCCGCCUGGAGACUGUCGACCAGGCCAUGGGCCCAAGGAGGGCGAGCGCAGACCAGGGCUACCCUGCCAGGAGGAUGAGCCCCACCAGCCCCACCGCCGGGGCUGCCAACCUGUUCAGCACCUCGCCCAAAGAGGGGAGCGGCUCCAGGGACAGCCAGGACCCCCCGCCCACUGCAGCCACCACUGGAGCCACGCAGGGCCGAGCAGCUGGCACCGUGCCAUGACUACUGAGCCUGGCCUCUGCGCGCCCACGUGCAACGAUCCUUGUGUAGAGCUUGCCGUGUGCUUCCUCGUGUGCCGCCUCUCCUGCCCGCACUGGGCCACCCCAGGUGCGCUGUGAUCCGUCCCUGCUGGUCUGACGUAGGCAACAGCCGUUCACGAGCCACACGCCCUGCCCGGGGCUGCCCGGGCAUCGGCCACUGCACGGACGCUGCGCUCCUCACGGAUGCUCACCCAAGCCAUCUGCCCACCGGGCCCCGUAGUGGGAGCGCAGUGACGCCUUGGCGGGGCUGCAGUGCCCAUUCCUCCGCGUUAGCUGUUCCAGCCGUGAAACCCUCUCUCCCAGGCUGUGUGCCUGAGCCCCAGCUCCGAUUCCAUCAGCUCAGAGAUGGGGCCUUGGGCUGUGCUCUCCGGGCAGCCUGCCGCAUGGACUCCAUAGGGCAUGAGCAGGGUCAGGGAGUUGGGACACGGGGCAUGGCAGGGCCCCUGGCAGCAGUCAGUG
This is a messenger RNA of Chelonoidis abingdonii (Abingdon island giant tortoise), 3363 nucleotides long. It is a transcript of the gene INPP5J, whose product is annotated as inositol polyphosphate-5-phosphatase J. NCBI's taxonomy places the organism in Eukaryota, Metazoa, Chordata, Testudines, Testudinidae. Gene Ontology annotation, molecular function: phosphatidylinositol-3,4,5-trisphosphate 5-phosphatase activity; phosphatidylinositol-4,5-bisphosphate 5-phosphatase activity. The record is from RefSeq and is a predicted model, not a curated record. Gene Ontology annotation, biological process: negative regulation of peptidyl-serine phosphorylation; phosphatidylinositol dephosphorylation. Gene Ontology annotation, cellular component: ruffle; cytoplasm; plasma membrane.